CCGCGGGCUCUCCGGCCAUGGCCCCCCAACGUCAAGCCAGCCCAGGGCUGGUUGUCGCCUGCUGCUGGCUUCUCACCGUUGUUCUAGAUUUCUGCAUGUCAUUCAAUGUUGAUGUGAAAAAUGCGGUGACUUUCAGUGGCCCAGUGGAAGACAUGUUUGGAUAUACUGUUCAACAAUAUGAAAAUGAAGAAGGAAAAUGGGUGCUUGUUGGUUCUCCUUUAGUUGGUCAACCCAAAAACAGAACUGGAGAUGUCUAUAAGUGUCCAGUUAAGAAAAAUGAAUCAACCAAUUGCAUAAAGUUGGAUCUACCAGUUGAUACAUCAAUUCCCAAUGUCACGGAAGUAAAGGAGAACAUGACGUUUGGGUCAACUUUAGUCACCAACCCCAAUGGAGGAUUUCUGGCAUGUGGGCCCUUGUAUGCCUAUAGAUGUGGACAUUUGCAUUACACAACUGGAAUCUGUUCUAAUGUCAGCUCCACAUUUCAAGUCGUGAACUCCAUUGCUCCUGUACGAGAAUGCAGCACGCAACUGGACAUAGUCAUAGUGCUGGAUGGCUCCAACAGUAUUUAUCCCUGGGAGAGUGUGAUAGCUUUUUUAAAUGACCUUCUUAAAAGAAUGGAUAUUGGUCCUAAACAGACACAGGUUGGAAUUGUACAGUAUGGAGAAAAUGUAACCCAUGAAUUCAACCUCAAUAAGUACUCAUCAACGGAUGAGGUACUUGAUGCAGCAAAAAAAAUACUCCAGAGAGGUGGCGUCCAGACUAAGACAGCCCUUGGGAUAGACACAGCCAGGAAGGAGGCUUUCACUGAAGCCCGGGGUGCCAGAAGGGGAGUUAAAAAAGUUAUGGUAAUUGUGACCGACGGGGAGUCCCAUGACAACCAUCGACUGAAUAAGGUCAUCCAAGACUGUGAGGAUGAAAACAUUCAGCGGUUCUCCAUAGCUAUUCUUGGGAGCUAUAACAGAGAAAAUGUAAGCACCGGAAAAUUUGUGGAAGAAAUAAAAUCAAUUGCAAGUGAACCCACUGAAAAGCAUUUCUUCAACGUCUCUGACGAGUUGGCUCUAGUCACUAUUGUUGAAGCUCUGGGAGAAAGAAUAUUCGCCCUGGAAGCCACAGCUGACCAGUCAGCAGCUUCAUUUGAAAUGGAAAUGUCUCAGACUGGCUUCAGCGCUCAUUAUUCACAGGACUGGGUCAUGCUUGGAGCAGUCGGAGCCUAUGAUUGGAAUGGAACAGUCGUCAUGCUGAAUGCUAAUCAAACCAUAAUCCCUCAAAACACAACCUUUGACGUGGAGUCUACCAAAAAGAAUGAACCUCUUGCUUCUUAUUUAGGUUACACAGUGAACUCCGCCACUGUUGCUGGAGAUGUGCUCUACAUUGCCGGACAGCCACGGUACAAUCAUACGGGACAGGUUGUCAUCUACAGGAUGGAAGAUGGAGACAUCCAGAUUCUCCAGACACUCAGUGGAGAGCAGAUUGGUUCCUACUUUGGCAGUGUUUUGACCACAAUUGAUGUUGAUAAAGAUUCUAAUACUGACCUUCUUCUGGUUGGGGCUCCCAUGUACAUGGGAACGGAGAAAGAGGAACAAGGAAAAGUGUAUGUGUAUGCUCUGAACCAGACAAGGUUUGAAUAUCAAAUGAGCCUGGAACCCAUUAAGCAGACUUGUUGUUCAUCUCUGAAGCACAAUUCAUGCACAAAAGAAAACAAAAAUGAGCCAUGUGGGGCUCGUUUUGGAACAGCUAUUGCCGCUGUGAGAGACCUCAACCUUGAUGGAUUUGACGACAUUGUGAUAGGAGCGCCCCUGGAGAAUGAUCACGGGGGCGCCGCGUACAUUUAUCACGGGAGCGGCAAGAGUAUACGGAAAGAGUACGCACAACAUAUUCCGUCACGUGGAGAUGGCAAGAAACUGAAAUUUUUUGGCCAGUCUAUCCAUGGAGAAAUGGAUUUAAAUGGGGAUGGUCUGACUGAUGUAACUAUUGGGGGCCUUGGUGGUGCUGCCCUCUUCUGGUCCCGAGACGUGGCUGUGGUUAAGGUGACCAUGAAUUUUGAACCCAACAAAGUGAACAUCCAAAAGAAAAACUGCCAUAUGGAAGGAAAGGAAACAGUAUGCAUAAAUGCUACAGUGUGUUUUGAUGUGAAAUUGAAGUCCAAAGAAGACACAGUUUACACAGCUGAUUUGCAGUACCGUGUCACACUAGAUUCACUACGACAGAUAUCACGAAGUUUUUUCUCUGGAAUUCAAGAAAGGAAGAUUCAAAGAAACAUCAUAGUUCGACAAUCAGAAUGCACUAGGCUUUCCUUCUACAUGUUGGACAAGCAUGACUUUCGGGACUCUGUGAGGAUAACUUUGGAUUUCAAUCUUACCAGUCCAGAAAACGGGCCUGUUCUUGAUGAUUCCCUACCAAAUUCAGUACAUGAAUAUAUUCCCUUUGCCAAAGAUUGUGGAAACAAGGAAAAAUGUAUCUCGGACGUCGCCCUGCAAGUAUCCACCACAGCAAAGGGCCUACUUAUCGUCAGGUCCCACAACGAUAAGUUCAACGUUAGUCUCACCGUCAAAAACAAAAAGGACAGUGCCUAUAACACCAGAACCACAGUGCAUUAUUCUCCAAACCUAAUUUUUUCAGGAAUUGAGGCUAUCCAAAAAGACAGUUGUGAAUCCAAUCAUAAUCUCACAUGUAAAGUUGGCUAUCCCUUCCUGAGAAGAGGAGAAGAGGUUACUUUCAAAAUAUUAUUUCAGUUUAACACAUCUUAUCUCAUGGAAAAUGUGACCAUUCAUUUAAGUGCAACAAGUGACAGUGAAGAACCUCCUGAUGCCCUUGCUGAUAAUGAAGUUAACAUUUCUAUCCCAGUAAAAUAUGAAGUUGGACUUCAAUUUUACAGCUCUGCAAGUGAAUACCAUAUUUCAAUUGCGGCCAAUGAGACAGUCCCUGAAAUUAUGAAUUCUACUGAGGACAUUGGAAAUGAAAUUAAUAUCUUCUACUUGAUUAGAAAAAGUGGACAUUUUCCGAUGCCAGCACUUAUGCUGUCAAUUUCAUUUCCCAACUUGACAUCGGAUGGUUAUCCUGUGCUAUACCCAAGUGGAUGGUCAUCUUCUAAUAAUGCAAACUGCAGACCCAGUAGCCUUCAGGAUCCGCUUGGUAUCAACUCUGGGAAGAAAAUGAUUAUAACAAAAUCUGAAGAUCUCAAACGAGGCACAAUUCAGGACUGCAGCACGUGUAAAUUUGCGACAAUCACGUGUAACUUGAUUCCCUCUGACAUGAGCCAAGUGAAUGUUUCCCUUAUCUUAUGGAAACCAACUUUUAUAAAAGCACGUUUUUCCAGCUUAAAUCUUACUGUAAGGGCAGAACUUCAGAGUGAAAAUAAAUUGCUGAUUUUAAGUACUGGCAAUCAAAAAAGAGAGAUUGGAUUCUUCAAAAGACCGCUAAAGAAGAAAAUGGAGAAAUGACGUAUUUACCGGAGAAAAAUAAUAACAAUUAGUCGAUGAUCUAUCCUCAGGUUUGCCCCAAAUAUGUGACAAGAAAUGUUUUAAUACAAUCAAAGACAUAGUCACAUAACUUUAUGUAAUCCAUCAGGGAGAAAUCACUUGGAAAGUGACAGGUCAAAGAAGAUCCAAAAACAAUACCAUAAAGAUAUAUUUUAUAAAAUGAUGAAAAAUAUUUUUAAAUAAUUACUCAUGUGUAUUAUUUAAGCAAAAUUACAAACUAUUUUGAAGAUGAAGAAUAACCUGUACAAAUAUGUUUAUAUAUUAAAUCAGCAUUCAAGGUAUUUAAGGAAUGCAUAAAAAGAUUUUUAUGACCGUUGAUAAAUUAAGCUUUUUCCAUUGAUUCCUAAUGGAUAUCUAUAUGCAACAUGAUAGUCAACAUUUAUAAAUGACAAGAAAAGAGUUAACUGAAAAAGAUAACUUCCCCGUAUUCAAAUGAGAAAUUUUUCCUGAGUAAAGUAUAUAUAAAAUAUGGACUGAAAAUAUAGUUAACUCACAGAGAAUACAUUCAGCAUCUUUGUGUUGGGUUCUGUACUUGGAAAGUUUUCUUUCCAAAGUGUUUGGAAAUUUUGAGCUGAAGGAAAACCAAGAGAGACUUGAUUAAAGGCAGAGCACUGAAUGGAUUAAUUUAAGCUUUCACAGAACAUGCUUCAUCUUGAUAUUGAGCCCUAAAACUCAAAACUUUAUGCUGAAAACAACACUUCACAGCAGUUUUGUGUGACAUACCAGCGACUCGUCAUGAAAAGCCAUGUCAUGUGUGGGCUAUGCUAAGAUGGCUUCUGAAGGGAACACGGCCGCUUAGGCAGAUGCCACAGAAAUGCUGAUGUCAUCUUUGCUGGGCAACUUUUGAACGUUAGGGUUCCCAGGAUGUAACCAAAAAUAGGAGUUUUCUCAACUCCUUGGUACAUGGUUCGUUUAAACCCUCAAGCUGUGAGAGUAUGUUUAUUUUUCAUUUUUUUAAGGUAUUUAAUUUUCCAAACACAUUUCUUAUUUUUAUGAAAGACAGUAUUCCAUUUCAGUAUUGCAUCUUACCAAGAAGACACUGCUUUUUUUAGUGUGGCAUAUCAAUAUUUAAAUAGAACUCCAGAAAUGAAUUUUAAAGAACUUUAGCUUUGAAACCUCGCACCAACAGAAAGAGAUCACAUCUCUACCUGAGCUUCUUUGCUCCUGAAGUAAUCAUCGUGGUGCCUUGGAUUCUACUGUAGCAUAAGCUCCUAGGUUGCUCCGUUGCUUAGGAAAAUAACAAUGAAUGAAUGUAUCGUAGUCACGUGUAUGAACUACUGCUGUAAAAUUAGCUGUUUCUUCGGCAACAACUCCAUCUCUCCACCUGGCUGACCAUCACAAGACCACAUCUGUCCAGCACCUUAUCCAGAAAGUCCUGGACUCUACUUUUCUCAAAAAGCAUCAAAUCAAGGGAGAAAUUAAAUACCAUAGACUUAAUUUUUGAAACUAAUUUCCAAGGAAUUAUCUGAGAACUCAGAGUCGGCCUACCUCGUGGUGCUCCACAUCUAUAUCUAAGAUCCUGAUCAUCAAAGCCAAGCACCCUGGGGAGUGCCAAGGUCCUUGGUACCAGAAGAAAGUCUCAAUACUUCCAGAGGUUUGAUAUCUUCGUGUUGGCCUGUCAUUGUUGAGAAAAGUCCACUUGGAAUUUCCUUCAUUCCCACCACCUAUGUCCAGGGCCCAAAAUUAUUCUUUCUACCUAUUCUUUCUUUACCCAAUAAAACUCAGGUCUUUUUUAUUCAGAGUCACCAUGCUGCACAACUCCUGUGCACAGCCUGUUCAGAAGCUCUGCCCCAAUCUCAGCACAUUCUUAGAAAUAAAUCCAACAGGUAAACUUAAAUUCACCCUUGGCCUCUAUGACUGCUAGGCAAAGAAUUCACCGAACCAGGAGUGUGCACAUUUUAACUAAAUAUGGUGUUAACCCAGAGAGAAAAGAUGGAAACAAUGUCAUUUUGAACGUUUUAGAAAAGAUAGAAAGAACCACUGGGCAAGAUCAAAUAGCUACUUAUAAUCCUGGCACAGUUUUUAACAUCAAUCAUUCCCAGCUUUUAAAUAGAAUUUAAUGAACCAGAUAUCCAUCCUUAAUACUAUAACUUGUUGAGCUUUAUGUGUGUAUGUGUAUGAGCAUCUAUAUGUGUGUGUUUAAAUACACAUCUGCACACACUGACAUAAAUGUGCAAACACAAAUCAAAUACAAAAUAUCUCAAUAAUACCAAAUGAUAGGGUUUGACAAAAAGGACAAAAAAUAAACACAAAAGUUACACCAGCAAGGAAAGUUUGAUUCAUCCAUUUUGCAUAUAGUUUUAAUUUUCAUUAAUAUUGAACAUUAAUGUACAGUUCUGCAACCAUCUAAAAGAUAUAAAUAUGGAGAUUGAUUAAAAUAAUAAGUGAGCAGUACACAUGUUCUAAAACAUAGUCAAUGAUUAAGAAAUAUAUUAACCCCAUCAUUUUAUUUUAAAGCACUUAAGAAGAAAAGUGUGUGCUUUUUAAAACUAUAAGUUUUUAUGCCAAAAACUUCUUUUUAACUUUGGUAUUUUACAAAAUUGAUGAUUUCUUCCAUUGUGAACUGAAAUAUAUCUGAAGUCCCUUUCCAGAUCAAGAAGAUAUAUUGGUAAAUUAUUCAACAACUGGCUCUCCAGGAGGAAAAACAAGUCCCUGAUUUGUGCCAUUUGCCGAUUUCCAUGUGGUCUUGCCAUGGCCAUUGUCAAGGUACCAAUAUAUCCCUGACCAGCUUACAAAACCCCUGAAAAUUGAUCUGUCAGGUCCCUUGAAUCAGUAUGAACUGGAUUCAGCACACCAUUGAAAUAGAUUAGAUUACAAUAAUAGGCAAUAGAUAGAUGAUAAAUAGAUAUAGAGAUACAGAGAUAUAACAUUUUGAACAUACAUAUAUAUGUAUAUAUACAUACACAAAUACACACAACAUCAUUAUCCUUAAAAUGCUCACCUCAAGCCCAGCAGGCAUAAUGCUACAUGGUUUCCCUUUCUUUAGCUUCAGUUUCUAAAAUUAUAGGCUUCCUUUAAUAUUAUUAAAAUUUAUAAACUUUUAGAAGAGGCAAGAGUUGAAAGCAAGAAAAUCUAAUGGGUGACACAGUGAAAAUCAGAACUUCAAGGCCAUUAAGAAGCUGCUUCACUUUCUCUAGGAAUCCGUUGCCCUGGAACAAUAUUGUGAAAGUUCAUCCUUUGCAAAUAUUUGUAAUUUCUAUGAUCCAAUUUGAAAUUCAGUGGUCCAGUUUAUUCACUUAUUUUCUCCUAGCUGUAAUGUCAUGGGCAGUUUAAGCUGAAUAUUUCCAUGUCAUAAAUACACUGGAAAUGAGGCUUGUGGGUGGAGAAAUUUUUGCAAAAUUUGAUGCUUACUCAACCAUAAUAAAUGUACCUAUAUAUGCAAAUACCUAUAAAUAUAUACAGAUAUCUUCUCUUUUCCUUUUACAAAACCAAUAUGUAGACUCAACUGAAAAACAUAUCUGCACAAAAAGCAAAAAGUGGCUGCACAGUGCUUGAGGAGAGCUGGGUCAUGGUGGCUGUGAAGAACCAUGCACACAUCCUUCUGAUCAUUCCCUGGAAGGCCGCAGUUUGUACCGUUGAAUGGCUGCCCUGAUAGCUUCCAUACAGUGUGCUUUCAUAGAGGGGAAAGUCUUCAUCAAACGUGCUGCAAUGUUCCAUAUGAACUAACUGUCUUGCUGUGUACAACACUGAGAAAACUAGGGAAGACCCAGGCUCACAGCAUGGUUCAUGUGCUAGGUGCAGUCACAUUAUUGUACAAAUAGAGACUUCUGGAAAUUAUUUUAAAAAAAUAAUAUCUUAUGCAUCCUUCAUUUAUUUCUAGCACUUUUCAAGUUCUCCUCAUUAGUCAUCUGCCCCGGCCCCAACCAGAGGAGAUUUUCUAGAAGACUAUUGGAGACAAAUCUCUUCAAAAACAUGUGCUCUCUGUUCGCUUGAAUGCCAGCUUCAGUGAACUGAUCAUUUAUAUAGAAUUUCAGUCCUUGGCUCUUAUGUGACACUGUCAAGGGAUGACAUGACGCAGGUAAAAUGUAAUAGAGACAAAAUGCCUUGUACUUCAGAGAGGGGACAUCUUUACAGAUUUACAAGCCUUUACGGGACACCAUCGACAACCAUGUCAAGGGUUGAGGGAAGGGCUGCUCAGAGGUGGCCAUCAGCACCCCCCAUCCCCAUCCUCACUCCUGGACAUAAUAAUCCAAAAAUUAAAAGAAGACUCUAAAAUCUUCAGACUGAUGCUAUUUUUAACUUAACUCUAAACAGCAGAAUUUUAAAUGUAAACACAGCUUUAAGGUGAGUCCACUGGGCAACCCCUUUUAAUGUCUAGCUGUCCCUAAACCUCUCCUGGAUAGAACACCUGAAACUAUCCCUAGAGGUUACAAAAGGCUAAAUUCUGCUGUCUCCCAAAUGGAAGCACUGUUGUGCAACAUAUUAUGUAAAAUAAUAAAAAUAGAGGGAACAUUCAACAUUAUAAGCUGUGAACAAGUCAGUAUCUUCUGAUCCUCAUAUUAAAUUUUAACCUUGAAUUUACAAAUUCCAAAUAACAGCCUUUAACCAUUAAACCUUGAGAAACUCUAAAGGACCCCAUGUUGGUUCUUAACCCUCAGGCCCAUUGUCCUCAACCAUAUCUGGCACCAGGAGGUCCAGUUUUCCACUGAUGGGAACAGAUGCUUCUGCCUCUGUAAAAGGCUAAAAGGCCCGAGUUUAACCCCUGAAUCCACGACACCCUGGCUCAGCCGGGCUCUACCCCAAACCAGAUAUACACAGAAGCACUUCUUGCUGAAAAUUUACCAUACUGAAAAAUACACAAAGAUGAGUUACCACUUCAAAUGUACUCUGCUUUGAGGUCAGCUUUUCUCUCUCACUCCUUUUUUUUUUUUUUUUUUUUUUUGCCUUUUUAAAUAUAUCAAAACCAACGAGUUCAGAACUUGACCUAAGACUUCCUUGCACUUCCCUCCUGCUGUGAGAACUGGGCGUUGAAAUGGGCCAGAGCCCAUUUGCAGGCUCUCUCUGCCUUCUCUUCUCAAGUGCACAGUGGGGAUGCUUUGUUUUGAUUUGGAACUUCCUUGGCAAGGCCAAUAUAAGUCUUGUGCCCCUUGCAGGUCCUUGAGUAGUUGCAUGUUCUUUCUGGUGAGUUGAGACUCCGAAAUCCUUUAAUUACCUGACACACCACAGAAAUCAAGGCAGAAAACCAGGGACCAGUGACACUCCUGACUAUGAUGAUAUUUGAUUUUACCAUAUUUCAAGUCACAUCUUUAUGGAAAAAAAAUACUAAGUGGAAUUUUAGAAGCUCUUCUGCAAAAGACUGAGACUCAAUGCUUGAUCUGUGCAUAUAGAAUGGGGACAAAAUUUUAAAAAGAAAUCUUCUAAUAACAAUGACAGAAAGCCAGAGGUCCUCUUGAACAAUUCCCUGCUGACAUUACCUGUUCCCACCCCCAUUUUUUAAGAGAGACAUUGAAUGCGGAAAACUGAGUGACAUAAUUGUUUCUCCACAGAGUAGCCAAGCAAAAGGGAAGCCCGCGCAGAGACUAAGAAUGGCUUUCUGAGAGAGAGCUGCAGGGUAGGUCCGGUGCCAGGCGGCAGCCUUCCUGUGGUGCCUCAGAGGCAUCUUGCAUCUUGAGAGACAGAAAAAAAAAAUGGGGGAGGGGAGAGGAAAUGAAGUUCUUUAUCUUUUAUAUAUACAUCCUUCCUCCUCAACAUACCACAAGCUCCCUUCGAUCACACUGUACCCACAUACAAUACUAACAUGAGUACUUUGCACAAGUGAGUCUUUGAUUAAAUAAGAGAGUAUUCUUGUUUGUCGGUUAGCUGGGGCUAAUUUCCUGGAGUUUGAUACACCUUGUCUCAAGUUAAGAACAAUCAUUUGAAGUAGAAACACAUCAGAUCUUCUUCAUACUGGAAUCCUUUCACGCGGGACAUCCUGAUCCUGCAGUUAAUUCUGACACCUGCUGGCCUUAUUUCAGGCGCAACAGCCUCUCAGCAUUCUUCAGUAGGAGGCAUUGGCCUGUGAAGGGAAGGGCGUACUGUAUGUUACUACUGUGAGGCUUUACAGUUGUUAACAGACAGUGUGAAGAAGUGUAUCCAUUUGAUUAAAAAGAAAAAUAUUGUGUAUAAUUACUGCCCUGAAAUAUGUAUCGUAUCACUCCAAUAAAGUCUUUGGCAUCCUCUAACAUAA
Molecule: messenger RNA, 9645 nt
Organism: Suricata suricatta (meerkat)
Lineage: Eukaryota; Metazoa; Chordata; Mammalia; Carnivora; Herpestidae
Gene: ITGA1
Product: integrin subunit alpha 1
Exons: 28
Coding region: 18-3440 (1140 amino acids)
Biological process (GO): cell-matrix adhesion; integrin-mediated signaling pathway; cell adhesion mediated by integrin
Cellular component (GO): external side of plasma membrane; integrin complex
Molecular function (GO): integrin binding
Source: RefSeq, a predicted model, not a curated record